Molecule: messenger RNA, 2646 nt
Organism: Ichthyophthirius multifiliis
Lineage: Eukaryota; Ciliophora; Oligohymenophorea; Hymenostomatida
Product: zinc-binding dehydrogenase family protein, putative
Exons: 2
Source: RefSeq, a predicted model, not a curated record
AUGUUUUACAAAAUCCCAUUAAAUAUCUAAAGUAACUAAGUAAAAUCCAUUCCUAAAAAGCUCCAUACAAUCGGUAUAAUUGAUGCUUCUGGCUCAAUGAGCAGUUGGUGGGGUUCAAUCGCCGAUUUCUGGAACUCAGAUGUAAUUCCUAAAGAAAAUCUCCGAACAAUAACAUUUGAUACUAAACCCCAUUACUUAGAAUCUAACAUUUUAAGCAAAAAAAUAAGCCAACACGGUGGUGGAGGUACCAACAUCCCUGAAGCCUUCAAAAUGUUAGAAUAAAAAGUGUAAAAUAUCCCAAUAGACGAGGAUAUUACAGUUAUCUUCAUAAGUGAUGGAGAGGAUAAUAAUAUGGAUACUAUAGAAAAAAGAUUCUAAAAACUGAAUGGAAAUUAAUCCCAUAAACUGAACUUUAUCUGUUUAGGUAUAUAAAGUGGUUUUCCUACUUUUUUAAGUGUUCGUUUGAGAUAAAUUUACCAUAAAGGUGAUGAUAGUAUUCCAGCUCUUUUUUUAAUAGAAUAUAUGUCCGAAAAAGCACUUUUUAAUAAAUUUGAAGGAAUGAGAAAUUACUUUUAUGCAGCUAAUAUAGUCUCUAUAGACCCUCCUGUAAUGCUUUUCCCUUGGAAUGAAUCCGUAACUGAUAGCGUAUAUGAGGGUUCUUGGGUAAUUUCUAAAAGUGAUUAAUUAAUUCUUAAUGAAUCUAUUGUUGUAAAAGUGGAAAAAAAAGCACUUUCAAUUGAAGAUUCAGUAGAUUUAAUUAAAGGGUGGGUCCAAAACUUGACUAUGAUGUCAAUUAGUUAACUUGAAUAAGCUUAGAAGUACUCAAAGAUGGCUCUAGAGUAUAUGAAUGAUUUGCUAGAAGACUUAAAUAAUACUUAUGGAAUUAAAAAUCUCCUUACUAUUAAUUAAGAAGAAGUCAAUAAAGGUAAAACCUUUCCUGAAAGAGCUAAGUUGAAUUAUAUUUUAAAAAAUGGUUUAAGACUUUAGUGGUUUUUUAAUGAAAUUUAAUAACUUUUGGAAAGAAAACCAGGUCAAAAAGAAUCGGAAUUUGAAGUUGCAAAAAGAAUGAAUAUAGGUACUAUUACGGGAAAAUAUUCAUAGAAAAUUCUUUCCUUGAAAAAUAUUACUUUGGAUAUAUUCGAAUAAAUGAAAAAUAAUUAUCUUUAAAAUAAUGAAUUUUUAAAUUAAGAAUUCGCUGAAGGAUUGACUUUGACAAAAAGCUAAUUUGAUUUAAUGGAAACUUUACAUUUUAAAGGAAUUGCCUUAAAAGUUAAAAGAAAUGAAGGCUUUUUGGAAAGUUAUUCUGCUUUUACUGUAAAAGAAGUUGAUGUAGAUAGAGUUAUUAAUUUAUCAGAAUUGGCAUUAAACUAAUUUAAUAUUAAUGAUGGAGAAAUUAAUUGCAUAUUACCUCUCUUGGAUGAUGAAUAUUAUAAAAAUUGUGCUAAACAUAGCUUAUUUUAGCUUAUUUUUAGCUUUAUAGUGACUACUAACUAUGAUAUCUUCCUUGAAGACGCUUAUUUAGUUCUUUUAAGCAGAGUCCUUGUUUUUGCAGAGAAAAACAAAAAUUAAAAUCUGAAAGAAAUAGUAUUUAAAAACUUGAAAAUCUACAUAGAUUCAAGACCUAAUCUGUUUUUGGAAAUCGAAUAAAAUUUUUAGGAAGGAAAAAUAAAAGAUUAAUACGACUCUGGAUUAUUAUACUUAUAUUUAUCCUAUUACAGUAGUUUUAAUAACGAUAAAUUUUCCAAAAAAUCAGUUAAAGAUUUAUCAAAUAUUUUAGUUUUGAAUUAUUUUAUAGCUUUAAUAUAAAAAAAUACAUUAAUAAGUUUAAUUUAGACUGAUUUUAACUGGUCUAUAGAUGAUUAAGUUGAAGAUUUCAAGAAAAAGACUCUUUCAUUUUAUUAUUUGGGCGAGUUGAGAAAAGAAUUACCUAAAUACAUUUGCGAAUUGGUACUUUCAGGUAAAAACUCUUAAAUAACAUUAAAUGAAGGACUUGUUUAUGCAGAAGAAAUAGGAUUUGUACCUUUAAAAAAUAUCGAAUAAUAUACUGAAAUAUAGAAUUUAUAAAAUGAAUAUAUUUCUUUUAUUUGCCAUUGUAAUAAAUAUAAAGGAGAAAAGGUUUUUACGAUGGAAUUAGUAAACGAUUUUACAGAACUUAAAAAAAUCAAAAGUAAAACUAAUGGAAGAAUAAGUAAAUAACCGUUUGCUUUGAGACAUUUAAAAAAAUAUCCUGAAUUUUUUUUGAAUAUGGAAAAAUUAUACAUUGAAAAUUUCAGGUAAAACCACAAAAUAAUUAAUAUUCUUUCUAAGUAAUAAAUUGCAGAUAUUUGUAAGGAAAAAGGAAUAGAUUUUGAUACUUUGUAGUUUGAAAAUGAUUCUAAUAUGUGCAAAAAUGCUUGUGUGAGUAUUAAUUGUCCUUUCUUUUUGAAAACUUCGGUUAAUUUUAAAAAGCAUAUGGGAGGUUGGUAAGGAAGUAUUCCUUAAGGUUUCCAUAGGUUUAUUAAAAGUAAAGCUAAUAUGGAAUUUGAAUAAAUUUGGUAAGAAGCAAAAUAGAAAUGGUAAUAAGGAUUCCCUGAAAAAUAUAAAGUAACUGAAGAUUUUGCUAAAUAAUAUAUUGAAUAAAUAAAAUAAUACUAUACAUAAUAAUGA